Molecule: messenger RNA, 1419 nt
Organism: Cyphellophora europaea CBS 101466
Lineage: Eukaryota; Fungi; Ascomycota; Eurotiomycetes; Chaetothyriales; Cyphellophoraceae
Exons: 1
Coding region: 1-1419 (472 amino acids)
Cellular component (GO): intracellular anatomical structure
Molecular function (GO): NADP binding; FMN binding; NADPH dehydrogenase activity
Source: RefSeq, a predicted model, not a curated record
AUGGCACCGCCCAUCUGCCCCCUCAAUGCCCCCAGCCCCGAAGCCCCCUACUUCACGCCCGCCCACCUCACCUCACCCGGCACGCCCACAACCCUCACAUCCCAGACGCCCACGCUCUUCACCCCGCUGACCAUCCGCGCGACCACGCUGCGCAACCGCAUCCUCGUGGCGCCCAUGUGCCAGUACAGCACCGCGCCAACAGGCCCGCUCGCCGGCGCGCUCACCGACUACCACGUCGCGACGCUCGGCCACUACGCGCUCAAAGGCGCCUCGCUGACCUUCAUCGAAGCCACGGGCGUGCAGGCUCGCGGGCGCAUCAGCCCGAACUGCCCGGGCCUGUGGACGGACGCGCAGAUCCCCGGCGUGAAGCGCGUGGCGGACUUUGUGCGCAGCCAGGGCGGCGUCGUGGGCGUGCAGCUGGCGCAUGCGGGGCGCAAGGCCAGUGUGGUGGCGCCGUGGGUGGCGGCGGAGUAUCGGAAGCGGAAGGGGUGGGGGCCGGGGAGCGUCAGGGCGUCGGAGGAGGUGGGUGGGUGGCCUGCGGAUGUGGUGGGGCCGAUGGGUGGGGAGGCCGAGGCGUGGGAUGGCUUGGGCGGGAGUGAGGAGGGGGGGUAUUGUGUGCCGAGAGCAUUGACUGAAGGGGAGAUUGCGGAAUUGGUCCUGGACUGGGGACGGGCGGCGAAGAGGGCGGUGGAGGCUGGCAUCCAAGUCGUGGAGAUUCACGCCGCGCAUGGGUACCUGCUGCAUCAGUUUCUGAGCCCUGUCACGAAUCGCAGGACGGACGGGUACGGGGGUUCUUUCGAGGGGAGGAUAAGGCUGCUCAAGGAGGUGGUGCUGGAGGUCAGGAGAAAUAUUCCGGUGGACAUGCCGCUGUUUCUGAGGGUGAGCAGUACGGAAUGGUUAGAGGGCACGGAGGUGGAGCGGACGGUUGGGAGUGGGAAGAGCUGGAAUGUGGAAGACACGUUGCGGCUGGCGGCGAUGCUGCCAGACUGGGGAGUCGAUCUGUUGGACGUGAGUUCCGGAGGGAACCACAAGGAGCAGUUGGUGGACAUGUUCAAGAGCAAGGACUAUCAGGUCAAGAUUGCAGACCGGAUCAGAAAGGAGAUGAAGCGACAGGGCAAGAGCCUCUUGAUUGGAGCUGUGGGACUGAUCACCGAGGCCGAGCAGGCGAAAGGCAUUGUUGAGCUGAAUGCCGAUACCAAUGGCGCGAGCUCCGGGGAUGCAAGCAUUGGCGACGAAGCAAAGGCUGCGGUCAGCAUGACGGAGAAGGGCUCGGGUGGGAAGGAGCCGAUGGCGGACGUGAUUCUGGUUGCUCGGCAGUUCAUGCGCGAGCCAGAGUGGGUGCUGAGAGUGGCCUGGCAACUUGGUGUCGACAUCGCGUGGCCUAACCAGUUUCUGAGAGUCCGAUUCCCGAAACUGUAA